Messenger RNA from Chara braunii, 1541 nucleotides. The record is from the annotation of a GenBank genome assembly. Lineage: Eukaryota; Viridiplantae; Streptophyta; Charophyceae; Charales; Characeae.
UUAGGCAGAGGACUACACACGAUAGCCAAGGUCACCAUCGUAACAACGCAAUCUGGAAAAGCACUUGGUCACUCACACGAUGGCCGCAGCAGCGGCGGAAGAAAACUUAAUGGUAGAAGGGGCGGAGGUACCACCUCAGCCGGUCCAGGAGGACUCAUUCGAUGAAAGGGCGCGUAUACUCAUUUCCAAAUGUUACGAUGAGGGAAUCGCCCCAGAGGAUGUGCCGAUUGAUGAUGUGGUCAUAGAAGGAAACGAAGCGGUCGUCACUGUAAACGAGAAAUUUGACGAAUUGAAAAUCGCUUGGUUAAAGGAAAGGACGGUGGUGAUAAUAUUUAGGGAUGAAGCAAGGAACCUGCCGAGGAAAGUGAAGGAAGACAUAGUAAGAGCUUACGAAAACGGAUGGAGAAAGGAGGGAACUUUCGACCCACCAGUCGAAAGAGGGAGAGUGAAAUUUGAGGGACCCAACGUAAUCUCUUACGUGGCUAAAGACUCGGUGGUAGCACAAUGGAUGGUGAAUGAGGGAGAUGGGGCUGUUAUGUUGAAAGGUAGAAGGUAUGUGUUUGAAAUGAAGGCAUGGAUGACCCGGGUAGACUGGAAAGAAUUUCGCAAGACUGAGCUGGAGAAUACCUUUUGGGUCCUAGCGAUCCAGGUUCCAUUAGAUGCGUACGUAUACCUUCACGCCGCUCUCAAUCGAGUAAUCGGUCCAGUUUUGAAAAUGGAUUCUCCAUACCGCUUCACCUCGAAUCCUCGCCUUCUGAAUAUUCGUUGUGAGUUGGAUCCGGAGUACCGAGCGCAUUUCGUCGAUAGGGUGUUGUUUAUGCUCCAGUGUUGGCAAGUCUGCUCUUCUACCAGUUCCUCAGAUUGGGCUCUCGACGAUUCAAAGAUGGGAUCUUUCUCGUGCCGUCGCCGCGACACGCGUUCAUUACCUGCUGCAUCAGUAAUUAAUGGGGGGGGGGAAGGGAAGUCGAUACAUGGCGGCAUGGCGGGGUGGAGGGUUUAUGGGCAGGGGGGGCAGGAGACUUUCCAUUCCGGAUACAGUCUCCGGGAGUUCCUGGUAACGAACAAUGCGUUGGAAACGGGGGAAUCGAUUGCCAGUGCGAGGGAGGGACGCGAGAUAGUCGGGGUAGAGGGUGGUAAAGGUUCGGAAGAGCGCCACGCGGAAACGAUCGCGAUCUUCGCAUGCGGGGAUGGUCCCUGUUAUCACGCAAUAAACCUCAAUCAUAUUGUGGCCUCGCCACGCGGCACUGAGAAGCAAGAUAUGGAGGCAAAAGGCCGGGACGACGCACCGGAGGGAGGGAUGGGGAUGCACUACGACAGCGAGGCGAGCGGCGUAGAAGUGGCGGAAGGUACUGCGGGGGAACAGAUUGGAGGGGAACGUGACGGGGGUGGUGAGCUGGCGAAGGGUGAGGUAGUCAAGGGGACGGCGAGAGAGUGAUCGGGGAUGAAGGCCGAUCGCCCGUAUCGGUACGUCGGCGAACUGGGGGACGGGUUGGGGAGGAGGGGGAUCGACUUCGUCGCCGUGUCGAUGGGGCCGGAGUCGU